AUGAGUAAAGCAAUUGAGAAGGUGUUUCCACAGACAAGGCACAGAUUGUGCAUUUGGCAUCUACAUCAAAAUGCACAAUCUCAUUUGGGAAAACUAAAAAGUGGUAAGACUUUUUAUGAUGCAUUUCAAAGAUGUAUAACUGGCUGCAUUGAUUCAUAUGAUUUUGAGGAAUGUUGGAAAGCAAUGGUUGAAAAUCAUAACUUGCAAAACAACUCGUGGAUUCAGAGAUUAUAUGAGUUAAGAGAAAAGUGGUCUAAUGCUUUCAACAAAGAAUACUUCUCUGCAGGAAUUCUUUCAUCUCAAAGAAGUGAAAGCACUAACCAUGCAUUAGGAUUCAAAGCAAAAAAGACUACAAACUUGACUGAAUUUUAUGGACUGUUCAAGCAGACAAUAGAACGUUGGAGAUCUAAUGAAUUGAGUGAUGAAUUCCAGUGUAUAAGAGGUCAACCAACGAUGGCAUUACCUAUGACUGGAAUUAUAAAGCAAGCUUCCAAGGUAUACACUCUUACAGUUUUUAAGGAUUUUGAAAAGCAAUUUAUGAGAUGUCUUGCUGGUAGUUUUUCUCUUCUAAGUGAAGAAUAUGAUUUCAAGCUUUAUCAAGUGAAAGAUGGACAACAUACAUACCAAGUCAGUUUUUAUAAUGUGAUGAAUACUUUAGUGACUUGCACUUGCAACUUGUUUGAGGAAUGCGGGAUACUGGUCUGCUACAUAAACAAGAGGUGGACAAAGCUUGCAAAACAAGCACUAUGGGAUAAAAAUGUUGAGCAACAAAGUAAAAGUGCUCAACCUUGGAGGCAUCAAUUUGUGAAAAACUGCUUGAAUCUAGCUCUACAAGUCCAAGACAAUGAGAAUGCAAGAAUACUUGUUGAAGAUGGGUUAGAAUCUAUAAGAUUAGCAGCACUUCAAGAGAUGAAGAAUACAAUGUUAGAAACAAAUGAAGCUCAAGAUUUAGAGGGUAUAUUGAAUAUAACUUUCUGGACAGGAACCUGA
This is a messenger RNA of Salvia miltiorrhiza (redroot sage), 990 nucleotides long. Its product is annotated as protein FAR1-RELATED SEQUENCE 5-like. Gene Ontology annotation, biological process: regulation of DNA-templated transcription. Bases 1 to 990 code for a protein of 329 amino acids. Lineage: Eukaryota; Viridiplantae; Streptophyta; Magnoliopsida; Lamiales; Lamiaceae. The record is from RefSeq and is a predicted model, not a curated record. The transcript has 4 exons.